CAAGUUUAAUUUGAUUUAUCAACAUGGCUUCUUCUUUAGGUCUCUUGUCAUUGGUUGUGUGCUUGAUUCUAGUAACAGUAGGGGAAGCAAGGAUUAGUAGUAGCUUGUCUAAACAAGAGAAUCUGGAGUUGGAAGAACAACUCAGGAUUCUGAAUAAACAACCUAUCAAAACAAUACAUGCUGAAUGGGGUGAUCUCUAUGACUGCAUUGAAUUCCAUAAACAACCCGCUUUCGACCAUCCUUUGCUCAAGGACCAAAAGAGUUUGAUGAACGAUGAAACUAUACCCCCAACGCCGCACGAUAAAAAAUCAAUCUUUAGUCUAGGCGAUGGAUGCCCAAAAGGUACCGUGCCUAUUCGCAGGACAACCAAGGAAGAUCUGAUCAGAUCCCAAUCCUUAUCUUCCUGGACACCCAGUGCAGCUAAUCGUAUAUAUCGAGCGGGUGUUUAUUAUAAAAAGACUGGUAUGCACGGAGGUAAAGGCACAGUCAACGCAUGGCAUCCAGAAGUAAGAUCGGAUCAAUAUAGCUCAUCUGAACUUUCUAUCAAAUCGGGUCCUUUCAAUCAAACAAAUGCUAUCAAAUUUGGAUGGACAGUGAAUCCUCACUUGUAUGGUGAUGACAAAACUCGAAACUUUGCAUACUGGACUGGUGAUGGAGGUCAUAAAACAGGAUGUUAUAAUACACUUUGUCCCGGUUAUGUUCAAGUUCACCAAACAAGAGGUCCUGGACAGGCUGUUGCUCAAACUUCAAUAAUUGGGGGCCAACAAUAUGAAGUUGCAAUUGAAAUUUCUCUGGAACAAGAAACAGGGAAAUGGUGGUUGAUCUUAGAUGAUGUAAAAAUAGGGUAUUGGCCAAAUCAACUAUUCGAACUAUUUAAACCAGGUGUUGAGUCUAUUUUUUGGGGAGGUCGUGUAAAGGCUGGAAAUGAUGGAGUUAGUCCGCCAAUGGGUAGUGGUUUAUCCAUAGAUGAGUAUUAUGAAACUACUGGAUACUUUGCAGACCUCAAAUACAUAGACGAAUCUAACCAGAGUUUACAACCCGAAAGUGUUGACACUGUUGUUGACUGUCGUGGGUCUGUUAAUCUUUAUGAUGCUAAGUAUUAUAGCAAACACAAUAUGCUUCAUUUUGGAGGGGGGCUUGAUGGUGCUGAGUGUUAUUUAUAAGUAUUUUGCACUUCAUAUGUGCAAGGAAUAUUUAUUUAUUUUCUAGAAUACUUUUUAUUUUUGGAUAUGGCACUUCAUAUGUGCAAGGAAAAUUAUUAUAAU
Messenger RNA from Papaver somniferum (opium poppy), 1265 nucleotides. RefSeq lists its product as uncharacterized. The transcript is spliced from 7 exons. NCBI's taxonomy places the organism in Eukaryota, Viridiplantae, Streptophyta, Magnoliopsida, Ranunculales, Papaveraceae. Bases 24 to 1163 code for a protein of 379 amino acids. The record is from RefSeq and is a predicted model, not a curated record.